AAUGCGAUCCUUAGGAUACCGACGACCGCAACCCUGAAAGGAGAAGAAGAGGAGGAAGAAGAAAAGUUUCGGGAAGAGUAGGAGGGAGGGGACUCGGGAGUGCAAGUGUAGUAAUCCAACAGCGAGCAUGACCGACGCUGAGGCGCAGAGCGCUCCUCCACCGGCACCUGUGGAAGAGAAACCACAGCCAGAGAGGAAAGUCAUAGGUGAGUGUGGGGAAAAAAGCGGUUUUGGUGUUGGUUUGACAAUCUUUAAAGCUGUCUUUAUAAGUUUGAAACUAAUGUGUGGAACUUAAGAGGGGGGAAAAUAAGCCUGACGUACUUUUUAUGAGAAAAAAUGGCUUUGUCAUGCGUGGGAGUUAAAAAGAAAUGCAAAGAAUUAUCAAUGAAAACUGAUAAUAAAAUACGACCAUCUUGAUUUUUUUCUUUUUUCUAAAUCAAGAUGGUCGUAUUUUUUUCUUUUUUGAGCAGCACGUGUCCCGGUUUGACACUUUGGUAUUGUUUGAAAGUGUUGAAAAGUUCACCCUUGACUUUAAAACAAAUAUCGUUUAAACUUUAAUCGAUGAGAAAUUUUAAUUCAUUGAUAAAAGUAGGUCAGUGGGACAUGACUAGUUUCUGACUGCAUCGAUUUACAUUUAUAUAUUUUGUGUCUUCUUUUAAUAUUCUCCAAAAAACGUCAUUUUAAGUAUCUUUUAGAGUGUUAACAUCUAACAUGUCCGCUUUUAACUUUUUCAAGCGUUUGAUUUGACUAGUAGUGGCGCGCGGGCCCUCACAGGUGCAAACUAAUUAACAGAGAAGGUAACCAAUUAGACGCAUUGAACAACGUCCAGGCUAACCGCUUGUCUCGAAAAGGUUCCUUGUAUUAUUUUUUUAGUGUAUUAAUGAUAAUUUUUAAGAGCGUAAAAUGUGUUGCUUUGUUUUAGCAACCCUCAACCCUCGUGACCCAGCACUGCCCUGGUUUCAAAGUCUUACUGUUAAUGAUUGACACACAGAGCUCUGAUUUCUUGUUGUAAGCAAGGCUGUCAUUGAUACAAGCGAGAUAACAGUCACCUAUAUUAUGUCUGAAUGGGGGUCUGACAAGUUCAGGAGAAGUGUUUAAUCAUGUGCUUCCUGCUGUCAUAGCCACCUUGGUCCAAGGCACAGUGAAGUGGUUCAAUGUGAGAAAUGGAUAUGGCUUCAUAAACAGGUGAUAUUUCCUCUUUAGUUUCGCUUUAAUAUUCCUUUUCAAGUGAGUUUCAACUUUGCCAAUGAGUUUCUUUUUCUCAGAAAUGACACCAAAGAAGACGUGUUUGUUCAUCAGGUAAGAAAAAGGUGCAUAGUUGAUUGAUUGAACAUCGUACGGCUUGAUUGAAUCUUUCAUUUAAUAUUAAAUUUGUUUCCUCAGACCGCUAUCAAGAAGAACAAUCCUAGGAAAUUCCUCCGUAGUGUGGGAGACGGAGAGGUUGUAGAGUUUGAUGUGAUUGAAGCGGCCAAGGUAAGAAGCUAAAAAUUGCAGUGUGGCCAAACAAUAACAUUUUAGAGUACACUGAAGUUAAAUUUAAGAUCCCUUCCCUCAGGGCUCAGAAGCAGCCAAUGUGACCGGACCAGGUGGCAUUCCAGUCAAAGGCAGCCGUUAUGCACCCAACAAACGCCGCUUCCGCAGACGAUUCUUCCCCCGCAGUCCCAGGCCUGGAGACCAGAGCAAACCUGCUGAUGGCCAGGCCCCAAGUGGCGAAGGCGAGGGAUCGGGGGAGAACGGGGUAAUGAGACCUCAGAUGCGCCGUCGGAGGCCUCGCAGACCACCACCUGAGGAUGUAAGCUUCUUGAAUAAGCAGAAAACUUGGAUUUUGACACAUGGGAGGCCAAAAUGUCUGAUAUAUUUAGAGACUUCAAACUGUGAGGGAGAUUUCAGAAAGUUUGAAACAUUGUUUUAAGGUUAAUGAUGGGAUACUUUUCUGUUUUUGAUUCUAUAGAUAUUGUAUAGUUGACUAAUCUGAGGUUUUGUCUACUUGCUCUACUCUAGGGUGAGGUCGGAGAACCAAAUGGAGAGGGUGAUCAAACACAACGGCCGCAGCAGCGUAGAUUCUGGCGCCCAUAUCGCCGGUGAAUUAACAAAAAUACACGCUGUUGUCAUUUUUUACGCCUUGUUGUAAAAAAACUAAACUAAAGAGCAGAUUGAUUAUUGAUAAUUGACAGGCCCUUCCGCCCUCGCCCGCCUCCCGAUCAAGCCGCAGACAGCCAGCAGGCCGAGCCAAAAGAGACCCAGGAGCAAGGUGAGGUGAAGCAGACAGAGACCUCAGAGGGUCCCCACACCAACGGAGAAACGGAGGAGGGACAGAAACAACGCCGCCAGUCCAGACGCCGCAGGCAAAGAAACUCCGAGUCCUCUACCUCUAAAGUGAGUCAGCCGGAGUUUAAAAUUGUUGGACUGCUUAAAGUUUGUAUGACUGCCAGAUAAACUUCUUACAAUCUUCUUCAGCGGUCUGUUUUCAAAAUAAUCCGUCCAAUUUGCCUCAAUUACAACAUUCAGCUCUGAAACAGGAAUUUAUGUCGGUAUUGAGAGGAUAUUGACCCCUGAACCAGAGGGGAGAGUAAAUGUUUAAAUAAGGCAUUUGUACAUAUUUAAGGAUUUCCUGGAAGUCAUGUUUGACGUUGCACGCUUAAUACAACCCCCCCUCCUUUUCAGAAUGAUACAGAGAAGUCUGCGUCAGAACCCGGAACCCCUCCUCAGACCUCAAAACCAGCAGACCUUAAACCCACAACAAAAUCUCCCAAAGCCUCUCCAAAAUCCUCUCCUAAAACGCCGAAAUCAACGGAGGUAAAGUCGCUAAAAACGCCUCAUUUUCCUGGAUUUGCACAAUCACUGUUGGAUCACACCACAAACAUGUUUCUCUUCUUGCAGCAGGCGGCCGCCACAACAGUCCCAGUAGCAACGGAGUGACACCAGGGAGAGGACAGUCACAUGACCCUUGGCAAGAGGUGGGGACCCCACGGUCAGGUGCCAGGUCUUGGGUCAGACAGGGUGGGAGACUUGAGGGUAUAAGGUUGCACUAUCUGUCAAAGAGGGAAAGAUGACGGAGGAUAGCUGCUCUGUCGUAACUUCUCUCAGGGGGAUGUUGGUAUUAAAGGGACAGUUCAAGUUUCAUGCAGAACUUUGGUUUACAGCUGGAUGUAAUCUCUUUUCUAUUCAGGAGUGUCUUUGUGUUUUAAAUUCUGUGUUUCUUUACCGUCUUCUCCCCGCGUCUCCUUUUGCCUGUCAUUAUUUGUUGUCUUUGUCUUUGUAGGUCCUAGGGUUGGAGGACUGGACCUAUUUCAGAACACAUGCACUGCUCUCCCCUCCCUGCACCCCCUCCCCACCCUCCAACCCACCUUGUCUUGCUGUCCUCCCCCUCCUCUCCCCUCUCAUUUCAUAGUGUUGUUGUUUGUGUGGACACUGACAUUCGGAGAGGGUUUGGGAAGAUAAAGAGGGGAGGGUACUUACAGGUGGGCGGUGGGUGAAUAUUUAGAAAUUUAAAAAGUACAUCUGUAGAAAAGAAAAAUGGGAAAGAAUGGACAAUCUGCUUGGUAGCCCAGUUAUUCCAACCCCCUUUAAAAUCUAAGUUUCUUUCAUUCCUAAAUAUGGGAAAGUUCGAGUAGUUUAUAGAAGAACCAGCCUUGAGUUUUAUUUAACUUUUUUAAUUUGGUUGACGAGGGGAAAACCAAGCAGGUGUGAGGUUGGUGGUGCAUUAUGGGAGUCAGUUUAGUUCUGUUACCACCUCAAGUCUAAAAUCUACUACUUCAUCUCCUCAUUUGGAGGAUAGAUUGAAAAGAAACUUUAUUUUUGUUGUUCUUAUUUGUGUGUGCUUUUCUUUGGAGGGGAUUAUGUGCAAUGUCAAUAAUUAAACUGCUAAUUAAUAAAUCCUAUUUGCAAACCUCAGAUUUAAAUCCUUCAUUCUUUUUUGAAUUGAAAUACUGAAUGCAACAGAUGGGGAAAAAAA
This is a messenger RNA of Xyrichtys novacula (pearly razorfish), 3955 nucleotides long. The record is from the annotation of a GenBank genome assembly. NCBI's taxonomy places the organism in Eukaryota, Metazoa, Chordata, Actinopteri, Labriformes, Labridae.